Cicer arietinum (chickpea) is the source of this 1697-nucleotide messenger RNA. RefSeq names its product pectinesterase-like. The record is from RefSeq and is a predicted model, not a curated record. Gene Ontology annotation, molecular function: pectinesterase activity; enzyme inhibitor activity. Gene Ontology annotation, biological process: cell wall modification. Lineage: Eukaryota; Viridiplantae; Streptophyta; Magnoliopsida; Fabales; Fabaceae.
CCAUGGUCACUAAUAACAACAUGAACACAUCAACAACCUUAUACUUGUACAUUCUUGUUUCCCUCUUUAUUAUCCUCUUCCUCUCUCCCUCCUCUCUAGCUUCUCUCCCUUCCUCCCCAAAUACCACUUGUCAAAUUACACCUUACCCAUCAUUUUGCACAACCACUUUGCCUUCUAAUUAUUUAUCCAUUCAUGACCAAUGCAAUUUCUUCCUUCAACAAUCCUUAUCAAUAACUAACACAAUUUUUCAAUUAAUCUCUUCUUAUCUUAAAAACCACUUCACCAUCAUUCCAUAUCCCACAUUACUUGUACUUGAGGAUUGUCUUAAUCUUGCUGAAUUAAACACUGGUUUCUUAUCCAAUGUAAUCCAAGCCAUAGAAACCACUAUAAGUAAUAAUCAAGUUUAUGAUUUGCAAACCUUGCUUAGUGCUGUUUUAACCAAUCAUCAAACAUGUUUAGAUGGUUUUCAUGAUUUAAAUCCUUAUCCAAAAAUUACAACUAGUUUAUUAAACCAUCUUUCUGAUGGAAUCAAACUUUAUAGCACAUCUCUUGCUCUUUUCACACGUGGAUGGUAUAUCAAUGCAAUUGGAGGAAAAGGAAGUGAUUCAACAAUGAAUAAUAGAAAGUUGGUAGAGACAAAUUAUGGGGACAAUGUAACGGUGACAAAAAAAGUGAUUGUUAAUCCUAAUGGAUCUGGACAUUUCAUUACUAUAAAUGAUGCUGUGAAUGCUGCACCUAACAAAACAGGUACCAACAAUGGGUACUAUGUGAUUUAUGUUGUUGCAGGGAUUUAUAAUGAGUAUGUGUUUAUUGCUAAGAACAAAGAGAAUCUGAUGAUCGUUGGAGAUGGAAUCAAUCGGACUGUGAUCACUGGUAGUCGUAGUGUGCUUGAUGGUUGGACCACUUUUCAGUCUGCAACUUUUGCUGUAAUUGGAAAAGGAUUUGUUGCAAUGAACAUAACAUUUCGAAAUACCGCGGGACCCAACAAACAUCAAGCAGUUGCGGUAAGAAACGGAGCUGACAUGUCUGUUUUCUACAAUUGUAGCUUCGAAGGUUACCAAGACACACUAUAUGCACAUUCCCUUCGACAAUUCUACAAAAAAUGUGACAUUUAUGGUACAGUUGAUUUCAUAUUUGGCAAUGCAGCAGCAAUAUUCCAAGAUUGUAACAUGUAUCCAAGACUCCCCAUGCAAAAUCAAUUCAAUGCAAUAACAGCACAAGGAAGAACAGAUCCUAAUCAAAACACAGGGUUCUCUAUAUGGAAUUGUUGCAUUGUAGCAGCUAGUGAAUUAGGUGAUGCAAUUAAUAAUUAUAAUUAUAUAAAAACAUAUUUGGGUAGGCCUUGGAAGGAGUAUUCAAGGACAAUUUAUAUGAAAUCUUUUAUGGAUGGUUUAAUUGAUCCAAAGGGUUGGAUGGAAUGGUCAGGGGAAUUUGCAUUAAGGACUCUGUAUUAUUCAGAGUAUGGUAAUUGGGGAAAAGGUUCAAACACUAGUAAUAGGGUCACAUGGGAAGGGUACCAUUUAAUUGAUGAAAAAGAUGCUGAUGAAUUCACGGUUUAUAAAUUUAUACAAGGUCACAACUGGUUGCCUGUCACAGGGGUGCCUUUCAGAGCUGGGUUACACUGAUUUUUAUUUUUCAUUCAUAAUUGUUGGAAUUUAAGUGUGGGAGUAAUUAAUAUUACAUACAUAUAAACUAAA